This is a messenger RNA of Triplophysa dalaica, 1039 nucleotides long. RefSeq names its product cms1 ribosomal small subunit homolog (gene cmss1). Gene Ontology annotation, cellular component: nucleus; 90S preribosome. NCBI's taxonomy places the organism in Eukaryota, Metazoa, Chordata, Actinopteri, Cypriniformes, Nemacheilidae. The record is from RefSeq and is a predicted model, not a curated record.
AUGGCUGAUGAUUUAGGAGACGAGUGGUGGACUCAGGGCGACAAUUCUGGUCCGUCAGAGGUGGAAGAGGACCCACAGCCCUCUACAGAAGAGCAACAGAAUAAAUCUACAUCAAAGAAACGAAAAAGUGAAAAACCGACACAAGAAAACACCAAGAAAAAGAAAAGAAAGAAAACUGAUCAGAAGGAAUGUUUCAUCACACAGGAGAGAACAGAGGAAAAGGGUGAUAAAGAAUCCAACACAAAAAAGAAGAGACGAAAGAAGAAGAAAACUAUCACAGAUGUCCUGGCGAGCGCCGAGCCUGUGCCUGGCUCUCCAUCUGACCUGAGGAGCAUUCUGAAGACUCACUAUAGCCAGACACGCUCUGUUAUCGAGCAGGAGGAACUGACGCUACCGGACUCUUGUUUCCUGAACAUUAAUGAUCUCACACAUACUUUGUCCUCCUACCUCAAAGAAGUCUGUCCAAAGUGGGCUAAAAUACAGAAGCAGCACACCCAGACACGGUCAAUCGUAUUGCUCAUUGUUUGUGGAUCUGCUCUCAGGACCAUUGACCUCAUUAAGCAGCUAGGCGCAUUCAAAGGACAAGCGAAAGUGCAGAAGUUGUUCGCGAGACACAUCAAGUUGGAUGACCAUAUAAUCUUAGGCAAAGGUGUGACGCAUAUUGGCGUUGGAACCCCGGGGAGAAUCGCCGCGCUUUUAGAAAAAGAGGGUUUGACCAUGCAGGGAUUGCGAUAUCUGAUAUUCGACUGGAACCACAGAGACCAGAAGCAGAGAAGAAUGGUGGAUGUACCAGAGGUGAAAACAGACUUGUUGAAGAUAAUGGACCUUGGUCUAGUGCAAAGCUGCAGAGAAGGAUCAGUUAAAAUAGGACUCUUUUGAGCAUACUGCCUGCUUUCAUAUUCAUGUCACUGUGCUUGUUUGAUAUGUAUUUGAUGUAACUAUUGCAACAUUUUUAGUGUUAUACAGUUGUCAGCUGCAAGAGCGAAUAUGAUCCCCUCAGAGUUUUGUUCAGGUUUAUAAAUAAACCCAUUUGAUUGGA